This is a messenger RNA of Oikopleura dioica, 1314 nucleotides long. The record is from the annotation of a GenBank genome assembly. NCBI's taxonomy places the organism in Eukaryota, Metazoa, Chordata, Appendicularia, Copelata, Oikopleuridae.
AUGCCUGAAGCAAAAACUGAUUACAAGGUUGCCGACAUCAGUCUCUGGGAAUGGGGACGAAAAGAAAUCGUCAUUGCAGAGAACGAGAUGCCUGGUCUGAUGGCUCUUCGAGCUGAGUACGGCGAGUCCAAGCCACUCAAGGGCGCUAGAAUCGCUGGUUGCCUCCACAUGACCAUUCAGACUGCUGUUCUUAUCGAAACUCUCACCGCUCUUGGUGCUGAAGUCCGAUGGUCUUCUUGCAACAUCUUUUCUACUCAGGAUCAAGCUGCCGCUGCCAUGGCUAAAGCUGAUAUCCCGGUCUUCGCCUGGAAGGGAGAAACCGAGGAAGAGUACCUUUGGUGCAUUGAACAGACUGUCUACUGGCCAGACGGACAGCCACUUAACAUGAUCCUUGACGAUGGUGGAGAUCUCACUAAUCUUAUCCACGACAAAUACCCUGACCUCCUCCCCGGAAUCUACGGUGUCUCUGAAGAGACCACUACUGGAGUCCACAACCUCUACAAGCGAGUUAAGACCGGCAACCUCGGCCUCGCUGCCAUCAACGUUAACGAUUCCGUCACGAAGAGUAAAUUCGAUAACCUUUACGGUUGCCGAGAGUCACUCGUUGACGGAAUCAAGCGAGCUACUGACGUCAUGUUGGCGGGUAAAUGCGCCAUUGUUGCUGGUUACGGUGAUGUUGGAAAAGGUUCCGCCCAGUCUUUGAAAGCUUUUGGCUGCAGAGUCAUUGUCACAGAGAUUGAUCCUAUCAAUGCUCUCCAAGCUACUAUGGAAGGCUUCCAGGUCGAUACUAUGGACAAUUGCGCUCACCUCGCUAACUUGGUAGUCACCACGACUGGUUGCAAAGAUAUCGUCACUGCUGAGCAUUUCCUUGCAUUCAAAGAAGACGCCAUUGUUUGCAACAUUGGCCACUUUGACUGUGAGAUCGACACUGCAUGGCUCGAAGCUAACUGCACCGAAAAGGACACAGUGAAGCCACAGGUCGACAGAUACACCCUCUCCAACGGUCGACAUAUUAUCUUGCUCGCGUCAGGUCGACUUGUGAACCUCGGUUGCGGUACUGGUCAUCCUUCUUUUGUUAUGUCUAACUCUUUCGCUAACCAGACUCUCGCGCAGAUCGAGCUCUGGCAAGAACGUGAAAACAACAAGUACAACCGAGGACAAGUCUACAUCCUGCCGAAGAAAUUGGAUGAGAAGGUGGCUGCCGCUCAUCUGGGUGGUGUCUCUGCUGUGCUCACAAAACUAUCUGGUGAUCAGAGCGAGUACCUUGGUAUUCCAUCUGAAGGCCCUUACAAACCAGAACACUACCGAUAUUAA